UGUAUGUUUAUGCACACUAAUGACGACGUCGGUUUGGGUGGCUUAAGUAGUAGUCUCAUGUCGUCUAUAUAUAGCCUCCUCCUCAUAUGACAAGCUGCAACAUUCUGCUAGGGUUUCUCUUCAAUCGAUUUUGCUUUCAUCUGGAAUUGGAGGGUUUUUUUAAAGCUGUUUUCUGGAAGCUACCUUCCUUCUCCGCAGCUAUGUACGGAUCAAGAGGGGCAAUGUUGGGGAGCGGGGGGUUUUCAGACGGGUACGAGAUCGGCUCAAAGAGACCAAGAAUGAUGGAAUCAAAUCCCUACUUCGCAGUGAGCAGCAGUGCAAGUGGCUAUCAGCAGGCUUUUGACUAUGAUAGCAGAUUUCAGCCUUCUGCAUUUCCUGUUGUUCGUUUAAGGGGUCUUCCAUUCGAUUGCACUGAAGUUGACAUUUACAAGUUCUUUGCUGGCCUGGACAUUGUGGAUAUUUUUCUGGUCAACAAGGAUGGUAGGUUCUCUGGAGAAGCGUUUGUCGUCUUCGCUGGUCACAUGCAAGUGGAGUAUGCUCUCCAGAGGGAUCGGCAGAACAUGGGGAGGAGAUAUGUAGAGGUUUUCAGCUGCAAGAAGCAAGACUAUUACCAAGCUAUAGCUACUGAGAUGAAGGAAGAAGGUUAUGAAUCUGACUACCGUCCUUCUCCUCCAUCUCGUCCAAAGAGGGCCCAGAACAAAGAUCAACUGGAGUACACAGAGAUAUUGAAGAUGCGCGGUCUCCCAUACCGUUGUACGAAAUCUGAUAUUCUCAAGUUUUUUGGUAAGGAAUUUAACCUCACAGAUGACAAGAUAAACAUUACCUACCGCCGUGAUGGAAAAGCUACUGGUGAUGCGUUUGUGGAAUUUGCUUCGGUUGAGGAGGCCAAGAAAGCUAUGUGCAAGGACAAUGAGGUGAUUGGAUCAAGGUACAUCGAGCUAUUUCCUUCGUCUCCAGAUGAAGCAAGACGAGGUGGGUCAAGGUCACGGCAACGGUAGAGAAGAUUUUCUAGUAUGGAGCUUUUAAAUAGUCGGCUAUUUUCUCUCUUUUCAAUUUGGGUCUAGUCCUCCUGUUAAAAGACUUUCUCCACCCCUUUCCCUCAUUAUAUUAUGUUUUCUAGACAAUAUAUGAAUCUGUGAGACUCUUCGGAUUGUCAAUCUUGGGUGUGUUAGUUGUGGUAUUGGUUAACUCACUUAAACUCUUUCCAUCAUUUGAAAAGUUCUGUUAUCCCGA
This is a messenger RNA of Capsicum annuum, 1233 nucleotides long. RefSeq names its product heterogeneous nuclear ribonucleoprotein H2. The record is from RefSeq and is a predicted model, not a curated record. The coding region runs from base 87 to 998 and encodes 303 amino acids. Gene Ontology annotation, molecular function: RNA binding. Lineage: Eukaryota; Viridiplantae; Streptophyta; Magnoliopsida; Solanales; Solanaceae. The transcript has 2 exons. Gene Ontology annotation, cellular component: ribonucleoprotein complex.